GAGAAACGUCGCGGGAGGCAGGCAAGCUGAGGGGGGAAAUCCGGAGCGGGGGCACUACUGUUAAUCUGUUUAUUUCAUCAUUCAUAUCCAAGAGUUUGCUUGUUUCCUCCUCCCUCCUGACCCUUUUUCCUUUUCUUUUAUGUAGCACAACCCUGAGGGCAGGGACUUUUCUUUAGCCGUUUGUAAGCCGCUCUGGAGCCUUCCCUCCACUCUUUUCUGAAGAGCGGGGUAAAAAUUCGUUAAAUGAAAUAAAACCAACAUCUCGCCUUUCUUCCAAGAUGCUUCAAGCAGCGCACGUCGUCCUCUUUCCCCAUUAUCCUAACGAAAAGCCUGUGAGAUGAGUGAAGCAUCCUUCCAUACUGAAGAUAACGAAAUCAUCAUUGCCUCCAGUUCCAUGAUGCAAACAAAGUAUAGCAAGGGGAGUUCCUCCAAACGAGACUCUGUAGCACUUAUCGCCGUGGCAUUACAAGAUCACAUUUUACAUAAUCUUCAGCUGCAGAAUCUUUCAUUAGCAGAUCCUUUUAAGUCAAAGACACAGAGUAAAAAGAAUUCAUACAAACCUGUGAAGAAGGAGACAGUCAGAGCAGUAGUUGAUACUGGACUAAAGAAAACAAGCAGGCACCAACAAAAAAAUGAAGAUCCAGAAAAGGAGUAUGUUCUUGAUCCUUGUCCUCAGCCUCUCACGUUAGCUCAGCAACUUGGGUUGGUGGAACCUCCUGCCAUGCCACUAACCAUUGAGGAAUGGGAGCAUGUGAAACAACGAUCCAUAAAACAAGGAGACUCAGUUCAACCUUGUGCCAUAUGCAGAGAAGAAUUUGCACUUCAGCCACAGGUGCUGCUGUCAUGUUCUCAUGUGUUUCACAAAGCAUGCCUGAAAGCUUUUGAAAGAUUUGCAGGUAAAAAGACCUGUCCAAUGUGUAGAAAGAUCCAGUAUCAGACCCGAGUAAUUCAUGAUGGAGCACACCUAUUUAAAAUAAAGUGUGCUACAAGAAUUCAAGCUUUUUGGCGGGGGCAUAUUGUUAGGAAAUGGUAUAAAAAGCUAAGAAAAACAGUGCCUCCAAAAGAUGCCAAAUUAAGGAAAAAAUUCUUUGAAGAAAAGUUUUCAGAGAUCUGCCAACGAUUAUUGAAUUCAUACGAUACCCGCAUAGACGAACUCUUCUCCGAGAUUGAUUCUAAUGUAGCUGAAAGUCAAAACGUGUUUCAGCAGCUAGACAAGAAGUUGGGCCCAGGCAUAGAUGAAGUUGAAUGGGAAAAGAUACAGAUGCAGGCGUUCCGGCAAGACAUAGUUGACUGCCCAAUUUGCAUUAUGCCGCUCAUCUACCCCACUCACCUGCAGGACGGAAUUCCCCAAGCCAGCUACCCAUCAUGCUCCAGCAAGACCGUUCUGCUCUCCUGUUCACACAUGUUUCAUAGUACCUGUGUUCAAGCUUUUGAAGACUUCUCCUUGGGAGGAAAACCCAUAUGUCCUUUAUGCCGCUCCCAUUAUCAGAAGAAAAUACUUAACUAAUGUUUUAAUAUAAUUUUUUAAGGUAACUGAAAAAAGCCAUUGGGUUGUAUCCAAUGCUGGUCAUAUUCCUUGGAACAGACCCGUUUAAAUUUAAGUCCAUUAAUUUUAAUGGGUCCACUUUGAGUAGGCCUUAGUUGAAUGUGUAUUAUAGAAAUAUUAAUAUUAUAGAAAUAUU
Messenger RNA from Podarcis raffonei (Aeolian wall lizard), 1682 nucleotides. RefSeq names its product ring finger protein 32 (gene RNF32). Gene Ontology annotation, biological process: anaphase-promoting complex-dependent catabolic process. Gene Ontology annotation, cellular component: anaphase-promoting complex. Gene Ontology annotation, molecular function: ubiquitin protein ligase activity; cullin family protein binding; zinc ion binding. The record is from RefSeq and is a predicted model, not a curated record. The transcript is spliced from 9 exons. Bases 338 to 1507 code for a protein of 389 amino acids. NCBI's taxonomy places the organism in Eukaryota, Metazoa, Chordata, Lepidosauria, Squamata, Lacertidae.